Tremella mesenterica DSM 1558 is the source of this 1140-nucleotide messenger RNA. RefSeq lists its product as uncharacterized. Gene Ontology annotation, molecular function: zinc ion binding; ubiquitin-protein transferase activity; protein binding. NCBI's taxonomy places the organism in Eukaryota, Fungi, Basidiomycota, Tremellomycetes, Tremellales, Tremellaceae. The transcript is spliced from 5 exons. The record is from RefSeq and is a predicted model, not a curated record. Gene Ontology annotation, biological process: protein import into peroxisome matrix; protein monoubiquitination. The coding region runs from base 1 to 1140 and encodes 379 amino acids. Gene Ontology annotation, cellular component: peroxisomal membrane; peroxisomal importomer complex.
AUGUCGUCGUCUGAACCUCUCUUUCCUCGGGUGUCAGAACCAGACCCUUCUCGACCUUCCCUCUUCGAACUAUUAGCACAAGACCAACUUCGUGAUCUCCUUCACCCUGUCGUCCGAUAUGUUCUAACCUACUUUACUCAACGAUAUCCUCGUUAUUUUCUUCGCGCUUUAAAUCAUCAUGAAGAAGUCUUUGCUCUCCUUUUGCUCAUAGUGGAGAGACAUCAUUUAUCAAAACAUAAUGCUUCAAUCAGUGAACAUUUCUAUCAGUUGAGAUUAUCAUCUGUCGGCGAAACGACUCCACGACUUGAUAGAAUAGCUCCUAAGAGAAACAUCUUGUCAAGGAAACAACGAUGGGGAUUGUUAGUCUUUCUCGUGGGUCUACCUUACAUACGAGCCAGGUUACAAGAUCAUUUCGAGCAACUCAGUGGAUCGACAGAUCCGGAAACUCCUACUCGCCCUCAACCCCUCACGAAGAUACAACAUACUUUCAAACUCCUCUAUCCGUAUAUGAAUAUCAGCCUCGACCUCCUUUUCCUCUCAUACGACGUUGCAUACAUGUUUGACAAAACGUCUUAUUACCGACCUUGGCAUCGUUGGCUUGGUGUCAAAGUCCGGCGUAUCACACCCGAUGAUAUCACGAGUGGCCAAUCGAGUAAUUGGAUCCCACCUUUACUACCUACUCUACUUCUCGCUCUGAAAGCUGCCGAAUGGUGGUAUUCCCCUUCUUCACCCAGAACGUCCAGAACGACAAAAGACGAUGUGGCUUCUCGCCAUGCUAGUAUCUUACCUCCUAGACCACUUCCAAUCCUUCCUUCCUCAGGUUUGCUUCCCACUCCUCCACCUUCUCCUCCUGCAUCACCAAGACGACAAGAUGUCGCCAGCGUAUCGAAGCAAAGGUAUAUGAUUGGGGAAGAGGAAUAUGGUACAUGUCCAAUAUGUAAUAAGAAGUGGCAGAAUCCAGCUGUUUUACCUAGUGGCUGGGUCGUUUGCUGGCGUUGCGGUUGGGAUGCUAUAGAAGGGAUUGGAGAUGAGGAGGAAGAGAGUGAUGAUGGAGAGGUCGUGAGUCGAAGAAAAAGAGGUAGAUGUCCUAUUACGGGUAUGAUGGUACGAUCCAGUGAAUUACGGCGUGUGUUAGUAUGA